Acanthopagrus latus (yellowfin seabream) is the source of this 7904-nucleotide messenger RNA. Its product is annotated as signal-induced proliferation-associated 1-like protein 2. Lineage: Eukaryota; Metazoa; Chordata; Actinopteri; Spariformes; Sparidae. Gene Ontology annotation, biological process: activation of GTPase activity; regulation of small GTPase mediated signal transduction. Gene Ontology annotation, cellular component: cytoplasm. The record is from RefSeq and is a predicted model, not a curated record. Gene Ontology annotation, molecular function: GTPase activator activity; protein binding. The coding region runs from base 921 to 6164 and encodes 1747 amino acids. The transcript has 21 exons.
UAAUUGUGGAGGUUUACAAAUGCGAAUGAAGGAAUUUAAGACGAAGACAAAGCAAAAAUGCCUGAAAACAUCAUCAACUACUUACCUGCGAUAUAUCCAUCACAUACACGGAAACACGACACAUUACAAGCACAGGUCAGAUGGAGACAGCGACGAUAAUUUAUUCAGGUACAGUCUGUGUGAAUAACUUUUCUCCAGUUCACCAGAUGGUGCCACUGUAGGGCUUACUGGGCGUAUACAAUAAAAUAGUCCGGUGGUGAAUGGAUGGCAACGAGGACUCUCCUGAUUUAUUUACAUAGCAUGCUCCAUUAAUUUACUUUUAUUCUGUCGGCGGGAUAUAUCUGUCAGGCUGUCUUAGAUAUGUGAUAAUAAUGUGACAGGGUGGACAGGAGUGAACAGCAGAGAGUUUUCUCCGAGCGUCGGGUGGGCGGAGUCUGUCUCCCUGCGUGUUGUCAUCACGGAGGUAGGUGCUGGAUGGAUAUCGCUAUGGUCUGCGCUCCUUCAGUCCGGAGGCUGAGACUGACAGAGCGAGAUGUGAGACGGACCACCGCAGCUUCAACUGGCUUUUACCCUCUUCUUUUUUUAAAGGAUAACUGAAAGCAUUAACAACCUUCGCAAACAACUGGACAGGACACCGCUCGCAUUUAAAGAUCCAACUCUUCCAGCUGUCGUUCUGCAUCGGUGGCACGCUGUGAGAAAAGACUCCACUGCGCUGUGCCUCAGCGCUCCUCAGACACUUGUCCUUGACAUCCAAAUGCUGCGUGUCGAUCGUUGUGCCAGCCGCCUUCUGUGAGUUAUGACGACGGCUGCCUCAUUGACUCAGGAAAGAGGCUCCUCCUCCACUCACCACUGAGCAAAUCACAUGAUGUAAUGAAGACGGGUCCUGAAAGUGUGCUCUUCAAGGAGUCUGCCAGCAGGAUAUGAGUAUUUUGAGCCCUGUGACGGAUAACAAAUCAAACCUUGUGGGAAUUGUGGGAGGCCCAGAAGAAUACUCCAGAGCCAUGCAGACAGAGGAGCUAUUUGGCAGGAAACUCAAAGCCUUGAAUAGUAGCAUGGGACCACCAGCCUCCAACAUGCAGGGGAAACCUGAAGGCGCAGGCAAAACAAAUGGUACCCCAGCCAUGCCUAAAAUGGGUGUCAGGGCCAGGGUGACGGAAUGGCCACCACGGAAAGAUGGAUGGGACGGUCGGCCUUCCCCCAACUAUCAGAGUGUGAUACCGGUAUUUCAGAACGGCCAACAGGAACACGCAGUGGAAAUACUGGAGCAAGGCGAAGCAGUCUGUGUGGAGGUGGACUACUCUGACAAAUACUCGCUGAGUGACCUUCUCAGCCACUCCCCACUGAAGGGUCUCCAUCCGAUCCGUCAACGCAGCAACAGCGAUGUUACUAUUAGUGACAUUGACUCUGAGGACAUAAUGGACCAGAAUGCUGUCAAUCCAAACACUGGGGCCUCGCUGCACCGCGAAUACGGCAGCACAUCCUCCAUUGACCGCCAAGGUUUGAGUGGAGAUGGCUUUUUCACCAUGCUUCGGGGCUACCGAGUUGACACCCUGGACCACCGUAGCAUUCCGCCUCUGGGUUUCCCUGAGUUGUUGCGCUGCGAUGCCUCCCUCUCCCCCAGCCUGCAGACUGCAGCCCAGAUUGCCAGGGGUGAGAUAGUCCACAUUCCAGGCUACGACUACAUUGACAGCUCUCUUCUCUAUAGCCGGGAGCGGGAGAAGUCAUUCAUGAGGCGUCUUAAAUCGGAAUCAUCCGAGACGUCUCUCUUUAGGAAACUGCGGACCAUCAAAAGCGAGAGCGACGCCUUGAGGCUCUCAAUAGAGGAUGACCGGCGUCCGCUCAGCUUCCAGAAAUGCUUCGCGCACUAUGAUGUCCAGAGCGUUCUUUUUAACAUUAGCGAGGCGGUGGCGAGCAGAGCUAACCUGAGCCAGAGGAAGAACACCACUACGGGGGCUUCAGCCGCAUCAGCUGGAAUAGGGCCUGGAGCUGCUGGAGUGAUUGGAGUUGGAGCUGGUGCUGGACCUGGAGCUGGACCUGGAAUAGGGAACGAUGGCGGAGCAGCAGGAUGUAGCAAUGUGAAUGCCCCCUUGUUUGAGUCACCGCUGGGCAGCAGGGAGGACUUGAACCCUAAGGAGAACUUGGACGUUGACGAGGGGGAUGGGAAGGGCAACAAUUUGGUGCUGAGCUGUCCACACUUUCGCAAUGAAAUUGGCGGUGAGGGCGAGAGGAGGAUCUCCCUCUCCAGAGCCAACAGUGCCAACUACAGUGGUGUGUCAGAGAGCUGCUCUUUUGAAUCAUCUUUAAGCUCCCACUGCACCAAUGCUGGAGUCUCUGUGCUAGAGGUGCCUCGAGAAAACCAGCCUAUCCACAGGGAGAAGGUCAAACGCUACAUCAUUGAGCACAUCGACCUUGGAGCAUACUACUACCACAAGUACUUCUAUGGGAGAGAACAUCAGAACUAUUUCGGGUUCGAUGACAAUCUUGGACCUGUGGCCGUCAGCAUCCGCAGGGAGAGGCUGGACGAUGGGAAGGAGAAAGACGGGAUGCAGUUCAACCACAGAGUCACCUUCAGAACCAGCCAGCUGACUACGCUCCGCGGAGCCAUCCUGGAGGAUGCCAUUCCAUCCACUGCACGACACGGGACGGCCCGAGGCCUGCCGCUGAAAGAAGUGCUCGAGUACGUCAUCCCUGAGCUUAAUAUCCAGUGUCUGAGGCUGGCCCUCAACUCCCCAAAGGUCCCGGAGCAGCUACUCAAGUUGGAUGAGCAGGGGCUAAGCUUCCAGCACAAGGUAGGAGUGCUUUACUGCAAGGCUGGCCAGAGCACAGAGGAGGAGAUGUACAACAACGAGAGCGCCGGGCCAGCACUCGAGGAGUUCUUGGAUCUGCUUGGCCAGAGGGUGCGGCUCAAAGGCUUCACCAAGUACAGAGCCCAGCUGGAUAACAAGACCGACUCCACGGGCACACACUCUCUCUACACCACCUACAAGGACUAUGAGCUGAUGUUUCACGUGUCCACCAUGCUCCCUUACACACCCAACAACAGACAGCAGUUAUUAAGGAAGAGGCACAUUGGCAACGAUAUCGUCACCAUAGUAUUCCAGGAGCCCGGGGCGCUUCCUUUCACUCCAAAACACAUCCGCUCCCAUUUCCAACAUGUGUUUGUCAUCGUCAAAGUCCACAACCCCUGCACUGAUAACGUCUGCUACAGCGUGGCUGUGUCCAGAUCUAAAGACGUGCCUCCAUUCGGCCCCCCUAUUCCCAAGUCUGUGACUUUCCCAAAGUCAGCCGUUUUCAGGGACUUCCUGCUCGCCAAGGUCAUCAAUGGAGAAAAUGCCGCACACAAGUCAGAAAAGUUCCGAGCCAUGGCGACUCGCACGCGGCAGGAGUACCUGAAGGAUCUGGCUGAGAACUUUGUCAGCACAACUACUAUUGACAAUGCUGUCAAAUUCAGCUUCAUCACCCUGGGGGCCAAGAAGAAGGAGAAGGUGAAACCGAGGAAGGACGCACAUCUGUUCAGCGUGGGAGCCAUCACGUGGAGUGUUCGCGCCAGGGACUUUGGCCAGUCGAUGGACGUGGACUGCUUGCUCGGCAUUUCUAAUGAGUUUAUUGUGCUCAUCGAGGAAGAAUCCAAAAAUGUGGUCUUCAACUGCUCUUGUCGUGACGUCAUCGGGUGGACCUCAGGGAUUAUGAGCAUUAAGAUCUUCUAUGAACGCGGGGAGUGUAUCAUGCUGUCUGCCCACGACAACUGCGGAGAGGACAUCAGGGAGAUGGUGCAACGACUGGAGAUCACCACCAGAGGCUGCGAGACAUCAGAGAUGACUUUGCGUCGCAACGGCCUCGGCCAACUCGGUUUCCACGUCAACUUUGAAGGCAUCGUGGCCGAUGUGGAGCCCUUCGGCUUCGCCUGGAAAGCUGGGCUGAGGCAGGGCAGCCGGCUGGUGGAGAUCUGCAAGGUGGCUGUCGCUACUCUCACCCACGAGCAGAUGAUCGACCUGUUGCGCACAUCCGUCAGUGUCAAAGUGGUGAUAAUCCAGCCUCAUGAAGAUGGCACCCCCAGAAGUUUUUUCCAUCCACAUCCCCGCCCUCCAUCCCUCCCUCUCAGGGGCUGCUCCGAGCUCUACCGCAUUCCCAUGGUGGAGUACAAAGUCGACAGCGAGGGUACACCCUGCGAGUACAAGACACCUUUCAGGAGAAACACCACCUGGCAUCGGGUGCCCACAGCUGCAGGAGCACAGCUAUCCCGAGGCUCACCCACGCAGGGCCCUGACCGCCUGCAGUGCCAGCAGAUUCUCCAGCAGCACCAGGCAGCUAUCCCACGGAGCACCUCCUUUGAUCGAAAGCUGCCAGAUGGGUCCAGGACGAUGCAGGAUAUGGAGAACCCACAGGUCACCUCGUGUAACAAGGGAGACCAGCACUACCGCAGCUCCCCCAGUAACCAGUCCUCCUCCAGUGAUCCAGGACCGUGCGGCAGCGGCACCUGGUCCCAGCAGCCUGGAUAUGACGGGUGUCCCUCCCCGAUCCUCCAUGAGCGUGCGGGGGACAUGCAGGGGGGAGACGGGGAGAUGCACAGGGAGAGGGAGCCCACCCUGGAGAGGACCAGGUCUGCAGAGGCCAAAUGGCACAUCCCCUCCACCAAGAUCCUGAACCCUCUGAAGCAGAGAGAAGGAGGAAAAGACUCACCCAACAAGCUGUCCAGGACGGGCGAUAAAAACUCGAGCCACUCAAGUAGCAACACUCUCUCGAGCAACGCCUCCAGCAACAGCGACGAUAAGCACUUUGGCUCUGGAGACUUGAUGGACCCAGAGAUGCUGGGCCUCACAUACAUCAAAGGGGCAUCCACAGACAGCGGCAUAGACACUAAUCCUUGUGUGGCCCCUGGGGCCCGGGUGUUAAUGCAGGGCAGGGUGGGGGAGCAGGGGCACCCUUGGGUAUCAGAGCACCACGAGGACGGGGCGUCAGAGGAGGAGCAUGGGAAGCUGUACCUGCCGCAGGGCUACGCCUCUGCCAUAAUGUCGAGUCAUGUGACGGAGGGAAGCAUCGGAGACCUGAGCGAGAUUUCAUCCCACUCAAGUGGCUCACACCACUCUGGCAGUCCUCUGGCCCGCGGUGCCAGAUACUGUAUGUCAGCUGACUCCUCCAAGGUGUACACCAUCCCCCAGACCAGCAGCUCACUGACAGGGCCAGAGCCGGGGCCAGGUCCCAGCUCAGAGGCCUGCGGACAGGCACGGCCGCAGGCUGGUUGCACUCUCCCAGUGGGCAUGAAGACGACCGAGGAUGAUGAUGAUGAUGCCCACAGCACUGAGGGACCUCCCAGCAUUUCAGAGUGUGGGCAGCUGUAUGCACAGGAGGCUGCCUGCCGUCUCCAGGCUGAGCGGGAUGGGAAAUCACUGCAGAGACUUUCGAAAGAAGAAUACCUGAAAAUGAUGCAGCCUGACAGCCCUCCAGGAGAAGACAGGACUCGGAAGGUGUCGGCAGUGGGCAGUUUGUCACCAAGACGCUCCACACUGUACCGGACGCUGUCAGACGAGAGCGUGUGUAGUAACCGCAAGGGUUCAUCCUACGCCAGCUCGCACAGCUCCAUGCUGGACCAAGCCAUGCCUAACGACAUCCUCUUCAGCACCACUCCACCUUACCACAGCACGCUGCCUCCUCGCAUGAUCCACAACCAGGGGGCGUCCAACCUAAGGAAUGAGUUUUGGUUCUCUGACGGCUCCUUGGCGGACAGGUCCAAGUUCAGCGACCCGGGCCUCAUGCCCCUCCCAGACACUGCCUCGGGCCUGGACUGGUCCCACCUGGUUGAUGCAGCACGAGCCUUCGAAGACCAGCGCGUGGCGUCAUUCUGCACCAUGACAGACAUGCAGCGGGCAGAGGCUCUGCAGAUCUCCAGAGAGCUGACCAGACGAGUGGUGGAGGCAGAGGGAGCAGCGCUGGAAGCAGACAGCGCCCCCUCCACCCUGACUGGCAAAGUCAACCAGUUGGAGGUGAUCCUCAGGCAGCUGCAGCAUGACCUCAGAAAGGAGAAAGAGGACAAGGCGAUGCUGCAGGAGGAGGUGCAGCACCUGAGACAGGACAACAUGCGACUGCAGGAGGAGAGCCAGACGGCAGCGGCUCAGCUCAGGAAGUUUACAGAGUGGUUCUUUCACACCAUUGACAAGAAACCCUGAGAGAGAGGCCGAGAGACCUGCAGGAAGAGAGAGCGAGAAAGCGCAAGAUGGCCUUCACUCCUCCUGGGCACCCACUCAACUCCUACUUAAGACUCCCAGAUGAUCCACAGGCAAACAAACUUUCAAACAAACCAUUACCGGCCCCCAGUGUAAUCAAGACUCUUUAAAAAGCCCCUGCUUAGGAGACUGUAGUGCAGCCCUGUGUGGAAUUAAAACCCCGAUCUGGACCUUAUUCUUGGGAACCUCUUCUGUCUGAAGUGCUGGGCUGUUUCUGAUGUUAACGUUCUCUCCAUCCCGGCGAACGAGCCUCUUGGGAAACUUCCUCAUCUCCGGUGUUGGAGAGGAAUCGAGAAAGGCAACCCCCCCGGGGGGGCCCCGCCAGAGUCCCUGGGAUCUUCUUACAGUAGUGGAAUGUAAAGCUCAUUUACUGUAGUCAGCAUAUAAUCUACCUACGUAUGUCCCGUCAGUCUACUGUACUGUAUACUCCGCUUUACUGUAUCAUACUGCGCACACUGUCACACAGCUGUUUCUGUGCCGGCCUUCACGGACACAGGAGAGAGGAGAGGAGGGUGAGGCUGGGAGGGGAGGGGAGGGGAGGGGAGGGGAGCGGAGGAAUGUACUGGACAUAAUGAAGUGGUACUUACUGUCUGCUUGCACCAAGAGGAAUCCACAUGUGGUGGUCUUUAAACCUAACAGAGGAGAGGGGGAAAAUGAAUGUAGCUCAACUGAGACCCUUUUAUUUCUGGAUUCCCAAAGCCACAAAAAGGUUUCAAAGUUUGAUGUUUCUGGGCCAUUUUUCUUUUUUCUUUUUCUUUUUUUUUUUUUUUCUUUUUCAACGAAUUCCACUUUUUUUUUUUCCUUUUCCUCAGUGUUGUAACGUAGGGUCACAUGGCAGUAAUUUUGAUGUUUUAAAGGUGCUUUCCCUACACACGUUUGUCAGUAGUUUCCAUUCACUGUCACAAUGUCCUAGCAAUAACAAAGUGGUAGUUACGAAACUGUGUUUAAAAAAUAAAAAGUGAAGAAAAAAAAAAACCCGAUGAAAAACAAAAAAAGUUAGCACAAACGUGAAGAGCUCCUGUCGAGAAGCAGUCGUACUUGACAUGUAUUUAUAAAACAGGAAGAGACUGUGCCUAAAACUCUCGGUUGUAAAUGGAUUGUUUCUCUUUGCUUUUAAUUCUCUUUUAUAAACACAUGCCUUGUCUGUGGCUCACUGAUAUGAAAUUGUGUGUAUGAAUGUGUGUGCGUGGGUGUGUGUAGUUUAUCACAGCAAAACGUGUUCUUAUGCAGUGGUUUCUAGCAUUAGAGUAAGCGCCAGUGAACCACACUUACAAUGCCAAAUGUGUUUAUUUCUGUACAUAUCUGCCACAGAAGUGUCUUGUAUUUAACACUAUUAUUUAAGCUUAUUUAACCUAAAGUUGUUUAUUUUAUUAAGGGGUAUUUGUUUUUUUCUUUUGUUUUUUUUCUGCACUAUGGAGAGAUAAAGCUCUGUGUAUGUUGUAAAGUGUGUAGCUUGCCAGGGCAAAAAAGAAAAAACAAACAAACUAUAUAUUUAAAUAUAUAAAUGAUGAUUUUGGAGAUUCCAACAUUUGGAUGCUGCUAGAUUACAGUUUGCUGGUUUGUAUGCUUUUAAAAAUGUCUCUCUCCGGAAACUGUCUCAUCCCUGGUGGGACACUGGUUGCUUUAUUUGUUUUUGUUCAAUUUUUUGUUUUGUUUUUUUAAUAAAUGUAGUUGUAAAAAUAA